This is a messenger RNA of Plodia interpunctella (Indianmeal moth), 2549 nucleotides long. RefSeq names its product ecdysone oxidase-like. Gene Ontology annotation, molecular function: flavin adenine dinucleotide binding; oxidoreductase activity, acting on CH-OH group of donors. Bases 32 to 1816 code for a protein of 594 amino acids. NCBI's taxonomy places the organism in Eukaryota, Metazoa, Arthropoda, Insecta, Lepidoptera, Pyralidae. The record is from RefSeq and is a predicted model, not a curated record. The transcript has 4 exons.
UAAUAUAUUCUUAUUCUAUUUGGAUACGUUAAUGAAAAGUGCAACUCACCCUAAGUUUGAUCACAGAAUGUCAUCGUCGCUUCUUGGAGUUUUGGCUACAUUACAUCUAACUUCACCGUUGUUCGCGCCAGGAGUUCAAGUUCCAAAUGGCGCUACGUUCGAUUUCAUCAUAAUAGGGGCAGGCACCGCGGGCGGUGUCCUAGCUAAUCGACUAGCAGAGGUUGAGGGCUGCAACGUGCUCGUUAUAGAAGCUGGAGGUGACCCUCCAGUUGAAUCUGUUGCAGCCGGUGCUUUUGCUCUAUUGGCUCGCACGGAAUACGAUUGGAACUACACUGCGGAAUACGAUGAGGCAUUUAGUCUUGGACACAUCAACCAGAUUAUGGAUCUUACAUCUGGCCGGAUAUUAGGAGGAUCCAGUUCCAUAAACCACUUAAUUUAUAGCAGGGGUUUCCCAUACGAUUUUGAUACAUGGGCUGAAGUUGUCGAUGACAUUAGUUGGACAUGGGAUAACAUAUAUAAAUAUUUCUUAAAGCUCGAAAGAUUAGAAGACCAAGCCAUUCUCGCUUCUACUGACAGAAAUAACCACGGUCUGGACGGAAAUAUUGGAACAACUAGAGAACCUAGUACAUUACUCCAAAAAUAUUAUAAUGCGCUCGAAGAAGUCGGUUACAAAGCUCUCUUAGACACGGUACCUGGGCAAAAUGAUGCUGAUAGCAAACUGGCUUUCUCUGAUGUUUUGUUAUUUAUUGCUAAUUUAAAACGACAAAGCGUAGCCCAAGGAUACUUAUCUGGAAAAGAUGCUAAAAACAAUUUGAACAUUCUAAAGAACACUUUAGUUACCAAUGUUAUAUUCAAUGAAGACAAAGUCGCUAUUGGAGUUAAUGUCAUAACAAAUGAUGGUCAGGAUUUGACAUUUUAUGCAGAUAAGGAAGUAAUACUAUCAGCUGGCGUUUUUAAUAGUCCAAAAGUACUUUUACUAUCAGGCAUAGGACCAAUGGAAGAUUUGGAAGCCUUAAACAUACCAGUGUUGUCGAAUUUAGCAGUUGGUGAAAAUUUUCAAGAUCAUAUCGGUGUUUUCAUAGUGCAAAAACUGGAAAAACUUGUGGAAGUACUUCCUAUACCUUCGCCUACACAAUUUCCCCUACCGGGUAUGGUUGGAUACGUAGCUUUUGAAGAAUUUCAGUCGUAUCCCGAUUAUGAAGCUCUGAAUUUCGUUUUCACAAAUAGUUUAGUAUUUUCUCAAAUAUGUUCUAUAGUAUUCAACUUCAACGACCAUAUUUGUGAUAGCAUUUUGGAACAGACUGCUGGUUUCGAAUUUUACAUAUCACUACCGUCGUUGUUACAUCCCAAAUCUCGUGGUAAAGUGCAACUCAAAAGUACUCAUCCUUUCGAUCCUCCUAUCAUAAAUGCAGGAUAUUUUUCAGAUGCAUCAGAUGUGGAAACACUGGUUGAUAUUAUUUUGGAUAACUUACGAAUAAGUGACUCAAACACUUUCAAAACUGCUGGAGCCGAGUUGAUUGAAGUAAAUCUUCCCGCGUGUUCAAUUCACGAAUUUGGGAGUCGUGAUUACUGGAGAUGUUAUGUCAAAUACAUGGCUACGUCACAUUUCUAUUACACUAGUACGUGUUCCAUGGGCUCUGUUGUAGAUGCAGAAUUGUAUGUUAACGGAGUGAAGAAUCUUAGAGUGGUUGAUGCGAGUGUCAUACCUUUUGCUCCAAGUGGUAAUCCUGAAGCAAUCGUGAUUGUUAUAGCAGAGAAAGCAGCUGAUAUGAUCAAAGAUAAAUAUUAUUCUCCAAAAUUUGGAACUUUUCAGUAGAUUUAAGAAAAUCUUAUUAUAUAAUAAAAUGUAUGUGAUGGCUAUUUAAGUGUGACGGUUUAAAUAGUCAAAGUGCUACUAUUACCGUACUAAUAUUUCUAAAUGCGAAAGUUUGUGAGGAUGUAUAUGUGUAUGUUUGUUAUUCUUUCACGCAAAAUCUACUAUUUACGGAUUUUUGUGAAAUUUGGUGCACGGGUGAAUGUAACCUGGAUUAAGACAUAGGGUACUUUUUAUCCCGAAAAUUCCCACGGGAGCGAAGUCCCGGGGUGCAGCUAGUUACUGUAUAAAUAAGUUUAUUGAUAUAUACAUAUUAACGCCUGCUUCGCCCGCGUGAAUUUCUCUGCGGAAGCGUAAUAGACACGAUUAACACGUAAAUUUAACCCAUUAUAGUCAUAAGGGUUGAAAAGUGAAGUAGCAUAUAUUUGAACUGUGAUAUUUAACUACGUGCAUACCAAAUUUCACUACAAUUGCUCCAGCGACAGACAACAGACAGACAGACAGACAGACACAGAAACAGACAUUCGCAUUUAUAAUAUUAGUAUGGAAGUAUGGAUUUAGUUUUAUAAAUAUGUCAUUAUUUCUAGAUUAAUUUAUUUAAUAUUAAUAAAAUGCAUAAAUUUUAUCAAAAGUUUAUUUUUACGAUAGUCAUGUAAAGCUGCAACGUUGGAAGAAAAUUUGAAUUGUAUAGAAAUGUCUCGAAGGAUUUCAAUAAAAUGAAGCUACUAUUUCGAAA